Messenger RNA from Prunus armeniaca (apricot), 309 nucleotides. NCBI's taxonomy places the organism in Eukaryota, Viridiplantae, Streptophyta, Magnoliopsida, Rosales, Rosaceae. The record is from the annotation of a GenBank genome assembly.
AUGGAGAACUGCAUAGGUUGUGAUGUUCCAUUCUCGAAGGGUGACAAACUAAGUAAUGAAAAAUCUCCUAAAACUGAGCAAGAGAAGUUGGAAAUGCAGGAAAAGCCCUAUGCUUCACUUGUAGGAAGCUUGAUGUAUGCGCAAGUUUGCACAAGACCAGACUUUGCUUUAUGCAUAAGUAUCCUUGGAAGGUUUCAAUCUAAUCUAGGCCAAGCACAUUGGGUAGUAGGUAAGAAGGAGGAUGAGUGGCAUGGAGAAGUGUCAAACAACAAUAUGUAUCAACCUCAACCAUGCAAGAUGAAUUCUUAG